Molecule: messenger RNA, 1127 nt
Organism: Trifolium pratense (red clover)
Lineage: Eukaryota; Viridiplantae; Streptophyta; Magnoliopsida; Fabales; Fabaceae
Product: PLASMODESMATA CALLOSE-BINDING PROTEIN 1-like
Exons: 3
Coding region: 182-748 (188 amino acids)
Source: RefSeq, a predicted model, not a curated record
AAAAAGAAAAGAAAAAGAGAAGCAAAAAAGAAAGCAAAAGCUGCUUCUAUUCUCACACACCACACUGACUAUAUAAUAUUUUUCUCUUUUCUGCUCAACACUUCUCUUCUUCUUUCCUCCACUCCCUCUCUUCCUUUACCAAAGCAAAACAAUACCUUAAUAUAACAACAUUCAUUCUUCAAUGGCAUCAUCAACAUUCUUGUUGUUAUUGUUAACCAUUACUAUGGUAAUGAUGAAUGUGAAUGGUCAACAAGUUGGUAGUGCAAGUUGGUGUGUUGUGAGAAGUGAUGCAAGCUUCAAUGCAUUACAAACAGCAUUAGAUUAUGCAUGUGGAGCAGGUGCUGAUUGUCUUCCUCUUCAACCAGAUGGACUGUGUUUUCUCCCUAAUACUAUUCAAGCUCAUGCUUCUUAUGCAUUCAAUAGUUACUAUCAAAAAAGAGCUAGAGCCCCUGGUUCUUGUGAAUUUUCUGGCACUGCUACCAUUGCUCAAACCGAUCCAAGUUAUGGAUCUUGUGUGUACCCUUCUUCUACAAGUGGUGCUGGAGGACCAUAUACACCAACCACAUCAGUUCCAAUGACCAAUCCAAACAUGUCAUCACCUGCAACUUCAGCACCUAUCUUUGGUGGCUUAUCACCAGGACUAAGCUCUCCAUUCAAUGACAAUUCUAGAGCAUCUUCAAAGGAACUAGCCACAUGGUUUUUACUUUUCUUUUCUUCCUCUCUUCUCAUUCUCUCUAUUAUAUCUUAAUAUGAUCUUGAGGAGGCUAAUUGCAGUUUUGUCACAAGUUAAAGGCAAGCCUUUUGUUGUUUAUAACUUUGCUUAAUGCAAAUGCUUCUUAUACACUCCAAUGUAUAAGUAAGGUUAUGAACAAGUUAAACAUGAUUUGGAUCCGUAACGUGCAGCAGUUGUAGAGACCGUUAGAUCUAGUAAGAGCUAGGGUUGUAGCAAGGCCUUUGAUGAUCAUGCUGAGAUUCUUGAUUUAUAUAGGGCUCAAAUUUAUUUAAAUAGCUCAAUUUAUUUGUUCCCUUUGCAAAAUGUACUAGGUUUAAAAACAGUGCAAUAUCAUUAGCAUAUAAAUGAAUUUAUUUAAUUUGGUUUCUCUUGAUCUUAUGAUUUAAUUCGGUUU